AUGCAAUCAACCUCGACCCAACAACCCCCACAACCCCCCAAAGAAUCCGCCUACACCCAAUCUAGCAACCCCGUAACACACAACCCCAAGGAACAACGCGAACAGCGCACCCAAUCCUCAAACUACGGAAACCCCGUCUCCUCCAUAACGCGGGGCGCAGGCUCGAAGCCUUCUACAAACUCCAGCAUCCAAAGCCAGCGACACAAUGACUCACUCAACGCCAUGCGCCGCGAGGGCGACGUUGACCUAGACUACGGCGUUGAGCAGCAGCCGAAUGAAGGUGCGAUUGCAAACGCGGUUCAGGGCCAGUCGAGGCAUAGAAUUGAGGAUGAGGCGCGUCAGGCGGGUGCGCAUGCGGGACCUGUGGGGAGGGCGCAGGGACCUGGGGCCCCGGCGUUUGGGGAGGGGGUGACUACGUUGGAGAAUUUGGAUGAAAAAGGGGAGGAGCAUAAAAGGAUUCUUGGGGAGAGGGUUGGGAGGACGCCGCCUCUGGCCAGCGAGGAGGAGCGGUUGGAAGAUGUGCGGGAGAGGAAGCUGAAGAAGGAUAGGGAGUUGCAUCCGACAGAUGUGGUGGGAAAGGCGACGGGUGACCCGGUUGUUGGGAGGUAG
Messenger RNA from Aspergillus calidoustus, 609 nucleotides. The record is from the annotation of a GenBank genome assembly. Lineage: Eukaryota; Fungi; Ascomycota; Eurotiomycetes; Eurotiales; Aspergillaceae.